AACGAACUCUACGAGAACUCAAUCACCAAAAUCUCUCUAAACUCUCGAUUUGUUCAACACUUGUCUCGGAUUUGUGUUUUCGUCAAACAAUUAUCUCAUAUAUUAAGACCAUCGGUGGACACAAUCUGGUCAACCAUUGCAACCAACAUAUUCAGUGACAAUCACUCAACACAUUGACACCCCGUUUGGUCACCAAAGUGGUCGUACUCUUGAAAUAUUUGACAUUUCCUCUCAUUCCUAACCUCUUGUUUCUCAUGUCAUUCGCAAAUUGGCGACCAAUUGGUCCACUAAUUCAAGACAUUUAAUGUUGAAUGUAUGUGUUAAUCGAGAGCAACAUCGAUGAUAGCAUCCAAACAUAUGAUAGACUGUUUGGAAAGCAAACAACAACUGGAAUAUAGAGAAGGGAUUGCAAUGAAGUGAGGUUUGGGUGAAAAUGCCGUUUCGGUUACGACUUGGCAAACGGUCUCAACAAUACAAUGUGUCCAAUAAAGACCUGUUUGUCAUUCCCAUCGACACUCUGACCAAUGAAACAAUUGAAUGCACACUCUUCUCGACGAGCGUUGGGCGCGAAUGUCUGUCCAAUGUUUGUCAAAGACUUAACAUACAAUCGGACCACUUAUUUGGCCUUUUAUUUAAAUCAAAGCGUGGUUUUCACCAAUGGGUUGAUAUAUCGAAACCAUUGAAAAAACAAUUAGACAAAUAUGCAAUUGAGUCGCGACUAUAUCUUCGUCUACAAUAUUUUGUGCCUAAUUAUCACUUCUUAACUGAUGAAGUCUCAAGAUAUCAUUAUUUUUGUUCAAUGAAAUUGUUGGUUAUUGAGGGUCGUCUUGUAUGCAAUCGUGACGAAGCUAUACUUUUAGCCAGUUUUAGUCUUCAAGCAGAGUUUGGUGACUUUAAUCCUGAACGACAUGAUAUCCAAUAUCUGAAAAACUUUGCACUUUUCCCUCCAUCUAUGGUUACAAACAAUAGAGUGGCUCAAGAUUUGCUGUUAGAAAGUGUGAUUAAUGCGUAUCGUAAACUACAGGGUGUCCCCACAAGUCUUGCAGAAAUCUAUUACAUUUCAGAAGCACAACAAUUAGAUGGCAUAGCUCUUGAAGGCUUUCCUGUCAACGAUUCUGGACUGGAUGUCUGUCUUGGAGUUACUUUAAGAGGUAUUUUUGUUGUCGACAUCAAUGGAUCGAAAGAGAUUUUUAGUUGGAAUUGUAUCAAAAAUCUUGUCCACCAAAAAAAGGUGUUUACCAUUGAACGUAAUCCGGAUGGACUCCGAAAAAACUAUACAACAUUUGACAGUGACUUUGCUUCAUGUCUUUGGCGGACAUGUGUUGAACAGCACCAGUACUUUAUGAAGGGAUUGCGUAAUAGUGUUGAUACAGAUUCUCAACAAUCAGAUCAAAGCAAACAAGACUUGGUCUCCAGUAUUAACGUCAAUACAAACGGAACAAACAGUUUGAAUCGUAUCAGUUGUAAUACAGAUAUAUCAGUCAACACUGACAUAUCAAAUGCUACUGUUUUGCCACAGACUCUAUAUAUUGCAGAUCAAACAUUUAGUGAGAGUAUUAAUAAUAUCAAUACCAGUGUUGAUAGCUUUGACACUAACACACAGUACAAGACUAAUAGUUAUAGAGACCUGACUUCCACAGCGGUUACUCCACAAAUACAUAGCAGUUCCGAAACAAACAUAUUUGGUGCCCAUUCUUCAGCCGAUGCAACUGAUUUGCAUCAAAUUCAUGUCAGUUUUUCUGAUAGUAGUGAACAUGCAAUGAAUAAUCAAAGUGUUGUAUCAAGUAAUUCAAACAUAACCACAGUUCAGGUUCAUCACCAUCCAUCGUGGACUGAUCUAUCACACCAACAACUAAACAAUGUCACUGAACUCACAUAUGAACAAAGGCGUCAAUUAUUACCACCGUAUAUAUCACCACCUGAUUAUCAGACAUUCAUGAGUCAUAAAUAUGCCAAUUUAAAUAUGACUGUUGGACAGAGAUCUAGUCAUCCAAUGACAAACUAUGGCACAAAUGGAUAUAUUAUACCUUCAACAUCAACAUCGACUUCAUCAAUUAAACACAUGAUUGGACAACAUGGGACCACACAGUAUAGCAAUUUUAAUGAUUUAUCAAACUUAGAAUUGGAUCAAAUAGUAAAUAACAACAAGUGUGCCGUGAGAUCAUCAUUGCCGCCAACCAAUUAUUUUCCAUCACAACAACCUUUGAUAGCUUCUCCAUCACGUCUCCAUCAAUUAGCAUCUGGUGUUAUAACAUGUAGUACUCCUGAACUUAAUUCAUUGAGUAUUUUAAAUAACGAUAAAGUGAUAGAUAAUAAAUCAAUUCAACAUAACAAUCAAUUGUUAUAUUUUAUAAACAAUCAAAAGCUUCCGCCUCCCUAUUCAUUCAAUAGUGUUCCUGAUCUAAGUAUCCAACCCAUGGUUGCCUCACAAUUGAUUCAUAAUAUUAUAGAACCGUCGGUAACAGUAUCUCAAAAUCAAAACCGACGGCAAGUAACUGCUGGAUCAGAGCCUAAUAUUUCAAACAUACCAUUAAUGACAGCCUAUUCAACAAAUGUCAAACACGUUACGCACAUUAACUCAUCUACUAAUGUAAUGCAUUCAUCAGUCGAUAAGUUACUUCAAUCACAGGGUUUACAACAACAACAACAACACAAUAAUAACAUAUCACCCAAUGUUUCUCAACCAUCUAAUAAUCAUAUCAAACAAUUAUCUAAUUUACAAAAUAUUUACACUUUGUCUCAAAGACAACAACAUUCCGUAAUCAGUAAUAAUCACAAUAACACUCACAAUAAUAAUAAUAAUCAAAUUACACCCGUUUCCGGUGAAACGGUAACCCCGAGAGUUAUGUCACAACCAAUGCCAUCAAAUAUCUCUAAAAAUAAGUUAGAAAAUAGAAAUUCAAGUUCAAGUGAUAUCACUUCAACCAUAGGCUCGUAUUUGGUUAAGAAGAAUGAAACCAAAGUAGAGACAAAUAAUGAUAUCCAUAAAGAUCGCAGAGUUUUUGCUUUAGAAGAGAUGAUGAACGACCCGGACUUCAUUCGAGAAUUCGAUUUAUUACCGCGGAUGAACCCGACGGCUAAAUUUACAACUGCUUUAUUGCCCGAUAAUAUGUAUCGAAAUAGAUUUAGGGAUAUACUUCCCUAUGAAGAUAACAGGUUUGAAAUUUAUUUUUUAUCCGAAGAUGGCAUUCAAUCACAUCUCGAGUCACUUAUCAUACGUAUCGGAGAAUCGAGCUCGUCGUCCAUCGAGACUAACAUCGAUGAGCUGUCAAAUGUGAUGAUUGCCGACAUCGAGACCAAUGAAAGCUCUAAGACUAAGAUCACUCGUAUUUUGUGUGAAAGUAUUAUUAAUUAUCCGGAAAAGACAUGUAUUUAUUCAACACUUAUCGGACUAUUAAACGCCAAAAACUAUAACUAUGGCGGAGAGAUUAUUGAACAUCUGGUGAUGCAAUUUAAGGAUAAUCUGAAAGCUCUCAACUUUGAAUCGGCGCGACUAUUGGUCCGCUUUUUUGCUGAUCUGGUUAUGUGUCGAGUAAUAUCGUCGGCAUCUUUGAUGACAUUAUUUGAGAAUCUGGUGGAAGUCUCGAUGGAAGAUAACAUUCCUCAAUCACGAUCCGAUUACUUUGUUUAUGCAGUGAUGUCUGCCCUACCAUUUGUGGGACGAGAAUUGGUUGAGAAAAAGGAUCAGGACUUUGAACAGCUUCUCAACACAAUUGAUAAUUAUUUGAAUAAACGCCAUAAGACCCACCAUCACACAGCUCUAAGAGUAUGGUAUUCAGAUACUCCUCAUCCACAGGAAGAGUAUUUGGACUGUUUAUGGUCACAGAUAUCUAAACUACGCGGAGAUAAAUGGAUGGAAAGGCAUAUUUAUCGACCAUAUUUAGCAUUUGAUGGCAUACUUUCGGAAUCACUUCAACAUAAUUUGCCGUCAAUACAACCUCCACCUCAUGAACCAAAUUACAUAUAUCCCUAUCCAAAGGUUAUCUUUAGAUUAUUUGAUUACACCGAUUGUCCUGAAGGUCCUGUUCUUCCCGGUUCUCAUUCAAUUGAAAGAUAUCUAAUUGAAGAACAUUUGAAUUGGAUUAUUGACCGAAACUUUACUGACCGGAAGUUAUGUGCAACACAAUUACUUCAAUUUCCGAGUAGACAUAAGAUUCCUUUGGAGUAUAUGAUAAUAGAAGUGAUGUUUUCUCAGUUAUUUGCUUUACCUAAAAGCAAACAUCUCGAUAUAUUUUAUGGCUCAACAUUGUUGGAGUUGUCUAAACUACAACCGAGUACUUUCCCACAAGUGUUGGCACAAACGGUUGAGCUAUUGUUUGAACGACUCGAUACCAUGAACUGCAUGUGUGUCGAUAGGUUUGCCGUUUGGUUUGCGUACCAUUUAAGUAAUUUCCAAUUUAAGUGGAGUUGGGAUGACUGGAGCGUUGCCUUAACAAUGGAUCGGUUGCAUCCAAAACCCAAGUUUAUUCGCGAAACUUUAUUGCGUUGUUUACGGCUAUCAUUUCACGAACAAGUGGUCAAAAUAGUUCCCGAAACGUUUCAUGAGUUUGCUCCCGAAGAACCAAUUGCUAUAAAUAAGUACACUCAGGAAGGGUCAGAUUCUUUGCCUGGAACUACUGUUGCAACGGAGUUGCUCAAAAAGUUCAAAGAAAAGUGUACACCAGAUGAAGCUCUUGAAAUUCUUAAUGAAUUAACCAAUCCUUUGAUGGAAACGGAUGACGGUUUGGAUUUUUAAAAACUAAUCUAUUAUUUUAAUAAAUAUUUUCAAAAUAAUUUAGAGACAACUUGUAUUCCACUUAAAAUUGAUGUCUUUUUAACUGUAUUAUUGAAUUUGGCCUCAAAAUCACUAACGCAUACUUUCUCGGCUAUUACUAAAUAUCAACCGACUAUUGAAGGUCUUAAGACAUCAGAUGAGUCGCAGAUAUGUAUUUUGAGCACUAUUUUUGAAGUUUGGAAGAAACACCAACAGUUAUCAGCCAUUUUGGUUAACAAACUAUUGAGAGAUGGAAUCGUCGAUUGUUCCUCUGUUGCCAAUUGGCUCUUCUCUAAAGAUAAUGCAUCAGAAUUUAUGAAAUCAUAUGUUUGGGAGAUUUUGCACCAAACCAUCAAUAAAUCGAUAAAAGAUGUGGAAUCGCUUGAAAAAGAAUUGGAAGAAUCUAAAGGAAAACAAAACAUAAAAUUGGAAGAGUCGACCGAAGAAGAGACUGAUAAAAGUGAGACACCGACGGCUGAAAUGAUUGAACGAUUGGAAGAGCGCUUAGAGUCGGCCCAAUCGGAUCAGAAAAAUUUGUUUCUCAUUAUAUUUCAGCGCUUUAUUAUGCUUUUGUCGGAACACAUCCAGAAGUGUGAAUCACAGGGAAGUAGUUUUAAAACACAUUGGUUUCGAUGGACUCUCGGAAGAAUACAACAGGUCUUCUUUGAGCAUCACAAUCAUAUCUUCAAAUAUGUGUCUACAUUUGAGACACUCUUAUUCACUGCUGAUUUGGAUCAACACAUUCUUCUCAUUUUUAAACAAUUCUGUUCUUUCAGAAAUUAAUGGAAUUUAUGAUAACAUUAAACACUUAUAUUGUAUUCAAUA
Molecule: messenger RNA, 5578 nt
Organism: Oppia nitens
Lineage: Eukaryota; Metazoa; Arthropoda; Arachnida; Sarcoptiformes; Oppiidae
Exons: 16
Biological process (GO): mRNA export from nucleus; nuclear-transcribed mRNA catabolic process, nonsense-mediated decay
Cellular component (GO): cytoskeleton; nucleus; nuclear cap binding complex
Molecular function (GO): protein binding; mRNA binding; RNA cap binding
Source: RefSeq, a predicted model, not a curated record